CCCAGGAGCCUGUCCUGUUUGGCACAAGCAUCAUGGAAAAUAUUCGAUUUGGGAGGCCGAGCGCCGGCGAUGCUGAGGUCUAUGAAGCCGCAAAACUGGCGAAUGCUGAUGACUUUAUCCGGAACUUUCCAGAUGGAUAUAACACAAUGCUAGGUGAGCGCGGGGUCACCCUCUCCGGCGGUCAGAAGCAGCGGGUGGCCAUUGCACGCGCUCUUCUAAAGGACCCUCGCAUCCUGAUUCUCGAUGAGGCAACGAGUGCCCUGGACUCAGAGUCUGAGCGGACUGUACAAUUAGCCCUGGAACGCGCUGCCUCUGGCCGCACAGUGCUGGUCAUUGCUCAUCGGCUCAGCACCAUCGCGGAUGCGGACGUCAUCGUGGUCUUGUCAAAGGGCCGGGUGGCAGAGAGUGGAACUCAUCGCGAGCUGCUCCGUAUGGGGGGUCUUUAUGCAGAGCUCAUACGCAGACAGAGCCAGGAGCCCCAGUGACCAGUCCCAACCAGUCCAUCUGAUGGUGCAAGAUCUCACUCCAGCCUGUGACCCAGGACCAGUACUUACUGCAGAGACCAUAUAUAACAGCUGACCUCAGAUCCAGCUCACUGGGUGCAGGACAGGAGCCCCUGGGGCCAUGAACUCCUGUGAGCUGGACAUCCUCCCUCUGUGUGCGGCAAUGAUACCCCUGAUACACGCUCCUGUGAGCUGGACAUCCCUCCCUCUGUGUGCAGCAGUGACACCCCCGGCACACGCUCCUGUGAGCUGGACAUCCCUCCCUCUGUGUGCAGCAGUGAUACCCCCGGCACACGCUCCUGUGAGCUGGACAUCCCUCCCUCUGUGUGCAGCAAUGACACCCCCGGCACACGCUCCUGUGAGCUGGACAU
Molecule: messenger RNA, 874 nt
Organism: Pseudophryne corroboree (corroboree frog)
Lineage: Eukaryota; Metazoa; Chordata; Amphibia; Anura; Myobatrachidae
Product: mitochondrial potassium channel ATP-binding subunit-like
Exons: 3
Coding region: 33-485 (150 amino acids)
Biological process (GO): transmembrane transport
Cellular component (GO): membrane
Molecular function (GO): ATPase-coupled transmembrane transporter activity; ATP hydrolysis activity; ATP binding
Source: RefSeq, a predicted model, not a curated record